GAACGCUUGUCCGUCACGCGUCCUGCGGCUUUAACGGGGGCCUGACACGGUUUCUGCAGCAGUGCACCACACACUGAAGCUGUGUGUGGGAUGAAGAGGACAGACCAUAAUAACCGAGCACAGUUGAUCUGAGUCAGGCCAUCAGGAACUCGUGUUCAGUCAACAGGUGUCCCGCGGGCUAAUCUCCCUCUCUGCCGACUGGCCGGUGGCCAACAGUUCACCUCCCGUAAAGGUCACUUUAAGAUUUCUCAUUUUUUUGUGUGUGUGUGUCGGGACAGUUGGAUUUUCAGCACGACCCCUCCGAACAAGGAGGAGGGAAACUCUGCAGCAGCACUCAUUAAAAUUCCCCGUCCGUAUUCACUCGCCACGGGAAGAAGAGAAAAAAAGAGAGAAGAAAAUCCCUCCUUCGGUGGGUGGCGCCGGCGUCCUGCGCGCCUCUUUAAUUGCGCACCACGCAUUACGCGGACCACAGUUUACACCAUCAGCGGCGGCCGCGCGGAACCACGCUGCCCCGAAGCGGACACUUCUGUUUUCGUGUGUGUCCCCCCUCGCCCCCCAACCCAACCCCCCUUUUUUUCCUAUUUCAUUCAUCCAUUCAUCAACGCUGGAGCAGGAGGACACGGUGGGCGCGCAGGGUCCGCCAAUAAGGGGGUGGGGGUGGGUGGGGGUGCGCACCAUAUCCACGUCUCAUCAUCCAGCGGCCGGACACGCCGCGCGGACACCACGCACGGCGGAGCGGCUUCUCGCUCGGGCAUAUACUCGUCGCAUGCAGCCCCCCUGACCCCCCCACCCUCCCUCCCUCAAUCCCUCCUCCUCCUCCUCCCUCCCCUCCCGUUUUUUUGAUUGUGACAUUUCUCGGCGGGUGGCACCGGGCGACACGUGCGCCUGGAUGGUGUGAAGAGUGACGCGGCGGCUUCGGGUGCUUCAUUUCUCUCGGAUACGCCAAGUAGAGCCGACGUGACGGCGCACCUUGUGUCUCCUAUAGAGAACCAUGAGCACUGUGGAGGAGGAACCGGAUCACAUGAUACCAUGAAGACAAGCCUGCAGGUCCUGCGCUGCCAGCUGCUGAGUGUUCUCGCAUUCCUAGCACUGCCAGUAGGACUGGUGUCAUCGGCACAGGAGCUGUACCUCAGACAGACAUCCCAGGACUCCGUCUCCAUGGCAGCCGCCCACAGCAGCCCCCUUUCUGCCCCCGAACUUCCCGCCCUGGACUUGCCACAGGAAGGCUCCAGUAGCGGGGAAUGGCCAUCCAGAGGAGGCCCUCGAGCCUCAAACAUCGUCCUCCCUACUGUCGCCCUCCACCCUUUGGCCUGGCCUCUCCCAGCCCAAACGUACAGCCUGACUCAUCACGACCCUCCCGUCCACGACACGAGCACUGUGAACACUGAAGGUCACGUGAAUCAGCCGCUGGAGCCGAGCUCUGAUAUUGUAAACCGAGGCCACCUGCACAAAUUGGUCAGGGUGACUCAAGUCCAUCACCCAGUGGCUGUAAGCGCGAACCGGGCCAGCAGCAGCGUCCUUAAAUCACCCGGCACAGCGGUCCCAGAUACAGAUGUGGGAUCUACUGCCAGAGAAGCUCCGGAUCUUCUGUCCAGCUCCGAAUCAGACGGAGGAGAUGCGCUUGCUUCUCGCCACGUCGAGCCUCGGAAGUUGAGCGUGAAGGAGCCCGCCGACCGCGGCCGGCAGGGUGUCCCAGAUGUCGAGCGCUCCUCCUUUUCCUCUCCGUCGAUGACUGCCGCCGACCCCGCAGCGGGCCUGAAGCUCAGGGAGCGCGCUCGGGGCGCCUCAGAGCCGGCGGCGCGCCACACCAUCACCCUGAGGGAGGUGCAUUCGGCGAUCGAGCCCCCCACCGAUGAACUGGUGACGGAGCCGAAGGACGGGUCCGCGACUCUCGCCGAGAGCCCCACUGAGACGGUGACGUCCGCCGCGUCCGCUCCGGCGCUGUCCACUGAGCUCCAGACGCAGAAUCCAACGAUCACCCCGAACAACCACCCUGCAGCCAACGAGACCGCCACCGAGGACGGCCUCGUUCAAGGCAACGGCACGGACAGCGCCCCUCGGGGUCGCUGGUUGGGGAACGCGACCGCGUACGGAGGGCUGCUCUCUGACGGCAGCUCGGUGGAGGAGGCCCUCGCUCCGGGGAACGGCUCGGAGCCGCCCUCCACCGCCAGCGGGAACUUCCUGAACAGGCAGGUGCCUGCCACCACCGAGGACCCGUGGACGCCCGGCAACAGCUCAGGACCCACCGUUGACUCUCCGCUGUCCCGCUUGACCAUCUGCCUGAGCAGAAUGGACAUCGUGUGGAUCGUGCUGGCCAUCAGUGUGCCGGUGUCCUCGUGCUCUGUGAUCUUGACUGUGUGCUGCAUGAGGAGGAAGAAGAAGUCAUCAAGUCAGGAGAACAACCUCAGCUACUGGAACAACGCCAUCACCAUGGACUACUUCAGCCGGCACGCCGUGGAGCUGCCCAGAGAGAUACACACUCUGGAGAGCGAGGAUCAAGACACCUGCCUCCCCCCGAACGGAGACUACAGCAGCAGCAGCGUGGUCCUGGUGAACCCUUUCUGCCAGCAGACGCUCUUCAUCAACAGAGAGAAAGCGUCUGUCUUCUAGAGACAGAAAAAGAUGGACACCGUCGGAUUCUCCUCUUCUACUCCCCCUGCUGUUGUUGUCUAUUUUCUAAAUGUGCUAAAUAUUCAGAGACUUUGACUUUAUACUGUAUACGGCGAACACAAAGAGGCAAACUGAAAGAGGAGGGGUGUGAACAGACACUCUUUGAGGAUGCACAUGCAUAUUUUUCUGAUGUACAUUUUCUACAAAAGGCUUAAUUGUGAUAAAAAAAGGUUUUUAUUGUCUUUUUAAAAUACAGAUUAUAGGUGGUGUCGUUUCAUUUCAGUGGCUUGAUGGCGAGCGCACUGCGGAUGUUGCCACAUGAAAUUUGCUUUAGAGAGAGAAAUGUACUAUAAAAAAAACUAUGAAGCUGUUCUUUGUCAUUUUAUUUUAAGAUAAAUUCCAAAAUACUUAUAGCCUGUUGAACUUGAAUAUAGCACCUACGUUAUCAGGGGACGGGGGAGUGAUACUGUAUGUGGGAUCCAGGCCCAUGUCUAUCAAACUGUCUAUCAAAGUUAUUCUAGAAGCCAAGAAUAAGAUUGAUUAUUAAGCCACUUGACAUCAAAGUGUAGGAGUAUCUUUUAAAAUCAGCUCUCGAGUGAUCACAUCAUUAAUCGUGACAGCUGGAAACUGUUCAUCUGCUCCUUUUUUCAUUCUUUUUUAAUCCUUACAUUUGACUGUUCACUUUUAUUGAAAUUAACAGAAAAAUAUAUUUAUGGUAUGGAAGUAAUAAUGAGAGUAACACACUCCAUUUAUAGAUAAACAAAAUGCUUUUUAAUGCAUGGAAGGUGAUCGCAAGCCUAUUCAAGCAUUAUACAAGUCGUUUGCACACUCGAUACCGCUGAAGUUCCCUUAAAUUGAAGAGCAUUGUUAUGAUAAAUCUUUUUUGUUUGUAAGUUUAAGUGAUCGAUAAGUCCUGCAUUUUUACUUUAAGCAGUUUGAUAAAUAUGGGCCCAUAUUUCGAUGGUUGAUUUGGGCAGAUUAUUUGCCGUAUGCAUUUAGCAGCGUUGAGAGAUGUUGGUCAAAUGACGUAUGGUGGCUUUCCCCCACAUGUGUCACCAGCCUCUCUAAGAGGGGCCACAUAGAUGUCUUAAUUCCAUAUGUUAAGAAUACGUUUUGUAUAUAUAUAAAUAAAUAUAUAUUAUAUAUUAUAUAUAUAUAUUUAUAUGUGUAUAUAUGUAUAUACACUACCGUUCAAAAGUUUGGGGUCACUUAGAAAUAUCUUUAUUUUUCAAAGAAAAGCACUGUUUUUUCAAUAAAGAUAACAUUAAUCAAAAAUACACACUAUACAUUGUUAAUGUGGUAAAUGACUCUUCUAGGUGGAAACGUCUGGUUUCUAAUGAAAUAUCUCCAGAGGUGUAUAGAGGCCCAUUUCCAUCAACUAUCACUCCAGUGUUCUAAUGGUACAUUGUGUUUGCUAAUCGCCUUAGAAGACUAAUAUCUGAUUAGAAAACCCUUGUGCAAUUAUGUUAGCACAGCUGAAAACAGUUAUGCUGGUGAUAUAAGCUAUACAACUGGCCUUCCUUUGAGCUUGAAGUUUGAAGAACAAAAUUAAUACUUCAAAUAUGAAUCAUUAUUUCUAACCUUGUCAAUGUCUUGACUAUAUGUUCUAUGAAAUGUUCAAUUCAUUUGAUAAAUAAAAGUGAGUUUUCAUGGAAGACACAAAAUUGUCUGGAUGACCCCAAACUUUUGAACGGUAGUGUAUAUAUAUAUAUUUAUAUAUAAAUAUAUAUAUAUUAUUUCUAUUUUUAUAUAUAUAUAUAUAAUAUAUGCACAGUAUGUGUGUGUUUGAAGGCCCUGUUUGUGCAUGUAAACAUACUGUGAGUGUGGAUGGAUGAGUUGAAAUGCGCUGCCCCCCCCCCUCCCCGUAACCAAGUAUCACUGUUACUUUAAAUCAAACAAGACUCUGUAUCACUUUCAGCUCAGUUGUAUCUGUUUCUUUGUAAGUGUCUGUGUGUCCGUCUGUUUGUUUCUUGUCUGUGUCGUGGAGUGGCUGCUGGUUUUAGUCCAGUUUAAGAACGAGUUUUCUCGGCACUGUAGGAAACAAGUAGACCAACUGUCUACUGUAAAUGUCUCCCUCCAUAACAAUGUGUUUGUCCAUCAAUGCAAACUGGGUUUGUUGAAUGAUUGUGAGUUAGUUGCCGGACCUCAUAUUAAUAUGUUAGAGGCUGUCGAAAAAAAAUCUUGACCAAUCGAAACACCGAGAUAAAUAAUGUAUGCUGAAUAUUUACUGUGAGCACAUACAGAGGCAGUUUAAUAAAAAAAGGAGUGAAUAUGUUGUUUAAUUACUGAACCAUGUGGUCCUUAAUUAUUGAACCAUGUGGUCCUUCUAUCAUCUGUUUUUAUUUUGCAUUGCUGCAGUUGUAUUCAAUAAUCAAUGCUGCCUGCCUCUAGCGUCGCUAAAGAGUUUCUGCAUUGUGAGAUGUUGUUCUGUAAUCACAGAUUCAAGAGGUGAUGUUGCACAACACACCUAAACAUAUUGAUAUUUCUCGCAUUGGAUGCUCACGGCUGGGCUUCUUGUUUUGCACGCUCAAAAGUGGAUAUUUUACAAAACGUUCAGUGGCACGAUGGAGCAGUAUUCAACAUUAUGUAUUUUUUGUACUGUAGUAUACACUGUACUUUUUACUGCUGAGCAAUAAAACAAAGAACAAACUCUGA
Pseudoliparis swirei is the source of this 5265-nucleotide messenger RNA. It is a transcript of the gene tmem108, whose product is annotated as transmembrane protein 108. The record is from RefSeq and is a predicted model, not a curated record. Lineage: Eukaryota; Metazoa; Chordata; Actinopteri; Perciformes; Liparidae. The transcript has 5 exons. Gene Ontology annotation, cellular component: postsynaptic density; endosome membrane; early endosome. Bases 1030 to 2610 code for a protein of 526 amino acids. Gene Ontology annotation, biological process: retrograde axonal transport; dendrite extension; postsynaptic density organization.